UAUUGUUUUUAAUAUACCCUUUACACCAUCAAUAAUUGUGACAUAUUAAAGCCUUUUUUUACUUUCUUCUCCUUGUUUUAUCCCUAUAAUGAACAUUUGCUGGCUGACUGAUAUAUCACACGUUUUAUAAUUGCUAAUAAAUUGAAAAAUAUUAUAAUACUCCUACAUUUAAUAGAACUUGAACUGAAUUAACUAACUAUGUUGGUGGUUGACUGGUUGUGGCUGCUUAAAUAUCCAGUCAUUUAAAGCAAACUAACUAAUUACUUACUACAAUUAUUAAAACAAGCCUAAUCUAUAUGAUGAUAAGGAUAACAAAACUCACCAGUUUUCAUACCAUAUCAUAGUUUUCAUCUGUCUCUGCUAGUCAACAAAAUCUCCCCUGUUUUCAUACCACAGCAUGGUUUUCAUCAAUCUCUUUUAAUUUCCCUUCCAGUUUUCCAACUCCCUCUCUCUCUCUAGAACAUCAUGGAGAUUGACUAACUCCUAAGCAAGAGAGGUGGUGGUGGUGAUGACAACCAUGGAUGGUCGGAUAUGGAGCAAGCUUCCCGAUCAUCUCCUCGAACACGUCCUCUCCCUCCUCCCUCUCAAAACCUUCCUCGCCCUCCGAUCAACCUGCAAACACUUCAACUCCCUCCCCUUCACCCCCUACUUCAUCUCCCGCCACUCCCUCCCCCACUCCCCGCCGCCCUUCUCCCCCCUCCUCAUCCUCUCCCACCCACACUUCCACCACUCCUCCCCCAUCUUCAACACCUCCCUCAACACCUGGUGCUCCCUCCUCCUCUCCUUCCCCCCCAUGCCCCCCUCCUCCCUCCUCCUCUCCUCCUCCCACGGCCUCCUCUGCUUCUCCCUCCCCUCCACCUCCUCCUUCCUCGUCUGCAACCUCCUCACCCGCUCCCUCCGCCGCAUCAAGUUCCCCGCCUCCCCCUUCUCCUUCGACCUCCCCACCGUAGUACCCUCCUCCCCCUCCUCCGCCGCCGACGGAUACAAGCUCUUCAUGCUCUCCACCACCGGAUCAUUCCACCACGCCCUCGUCUACUCCUCCUCCACCGGCUCAUGGGCGCGUUUCCCCGGCCCCGAGCCAUCCUCGAUCAUCAACGAGAACCACCACCAGAAGGGCGUCCUCUACAGCGGAGGGAUUCUCUUCACGACGCCCGAGCCUUUCCACAUUGUGAGCUUCCAGCUGGAGAGCGGCGGGUGGGAGACGCUGCUUAUUGAUCUUCCCGAUGGGCUUGCGUUCGCGCGGCUGGCUGGGGACGGGGACCGGAAGCUGUACCUGGUGGGCGGGGUCGGGGCGAGCGGGAUCUCAAGGAGCAUUAAGCUGUGGGAGCUGGGGGAGGGGUGGGUGGAGGUGGAAACAAUGCCGGAAAUGGUGUGCAGGAAAUUUCUAUCUGUUUGCUACCAUAACUAUGAGCAUGUGUACUGUUUCUGGCAUCAAGGUUUAAUCUGUCUGUGCUGCUACACAUGGCCUGAGAUAUUAUACUACAAAGUUUCUAGAAGAACCUGGCAUUGGCUGCCUAAAUGCCCUUCUUUGCCUGACAAAUGGAGCUGUGGAUUCAGGUGGUUUUCCUUCACACCUCAGCUCUAUGCCUCUGUAUAAAAACACUUCAAUUUUGUUUCAUAUGUUAUAGAUUUAAGUAUAUGGAUAUUUGGUAUGAGAUGUAUACAUGUAUUACUAUAUCAGUAAUUCAACAUAUUUGUUUUAAAUU
This is a messenger RNA of Salvia splendens (bonfire salvia), 1706 nucleotides long. RefSeq names its product F-box/kelch-repeat protein At5g43190. The transcript has a single exon. The record is from RefSeq and is a predicted model, not a curated record. The coding region runs from base 509 to 1597 and encodes 362 amino acids. Gene Ontology annotation, molecular function: protein binding. NCBI's taxonomy places the organism in Eukaryota, Viridiplantae, Streptophyta, Magnoliopsida, Lamiales, Lamiaceae.